UAAAUAUGAAAGACUAUAGAAACCUUAUUGACUCUUGGUCAUCACGAAAUCAUCUCCUUCCUUUGCUAGAUCCCCAAAUCACUACUCAAAAUCAUCUUCUGCAGAUCAAUACAUCUGUCAACUAUGAAGCUUCAAAGAUCUGCUCACUGUUUCAUUGCUAUCAUAGGGCUUCUAUCCACAAUCGCUCACUCAAUUCGCUUCGAGAUCGAAUCGGGUCACACAAGGUGUAUAGCAGAAGAUAUCAAAAGCAAUUCGAUGACUGUUGGUCAUUACUCAAUUGUUAACCCUAAUGAAGGACAACCUUUACCUGAAUCUCACAGAAUCACUCUCAGAGUGACAUCGGCUUACGGGAAUAGCUACCAUUCGUCUGAAAAUGUGCAAUCGGGUCAAUUCGCUUUUCAGGCUGUUGAGGCUGGAGAUUAGGCCAUGGGGUAUGGGGCUUGGGUUGGGGCGUGGGUUGGGGUAAAACGCCCAAGGCACCACCCCGGGUGGGCUUGGGUUGGGGCGUGGCCCCUUGGGGCUUGGCUUUCAAGCCGGGCGUGGGGCGGGGGAGCAAGCUGACAUGGCUGAUAUGGCGGGCUGUGAAUGGUUAUAAAUAUAUAUAUAUACAUAUAUUAAAAAAAAAAAGCUGAACCCAAGCCCCAACCCAAGCCCCACCAUACUCCCUUCAAAGUGGGUUCAAAACUUGAGUUUUGAAUUUCCAGGUGUCAACCAAUUCCCCAACCCAAGCCCCACCAUACCCCAUGGUCUUACAUGGCCUGCUUUUUUGCCAUUGAUCAGCAACCGCCGCUUAAAAUUCCGGUUGAGUUCGAUUGGAGGUCUGGUGUAGCGGCUAAAGAUUGGUCAAAUGUUGCCAAGAAAGGUUCAGUCGACGCAAUGGAAUAUGAGCUGAAGAAACUUGCAUAUACCAUCACUUCAAUUCAUGACGAAAUGAUAUAUCUCAGAGAUAGGGAACGAGAGAUGCAAGAGCUUAACAAAGUCACAAAUUCAAGAAUGGCAUGGUUGAGUUUUCUCUCACUUUUCAUAUGCUUAUCAGUCGCGGGUAUGCAAAUUUGGCACUUGAAAUCUUUCUUUGAAAAGAAGAAGCUCAUUUGAUACCGAUCUUUUUUAGUUAUAAGGAUGGAUUUUAAUUCAAAUACAUGUAGCAUCAACAAAUUAAAUGACUGAGAGAAUAAACUAACUAUGAUAUUUUAUAUUUGAUCUUUUCUAUUAUCAUUA
Helianthus annuus (common sunflower) is the source of this 1218-nucleotide messenger RNA. Its product is annotated as transmembrane emp24 domain-containing protein p24delta7. The coding region runs from base 754 to 1095 and encodes 113 amino acids. The transcript has 4 exons. Gene Ontology annotation, biological process: endoplasmic reticulum to Golgi vesicle-mediated transport; Golgi organization; intracellular protein transport. Lineage: Eukaryota; Viridiplantae; Streptophyta; Magnoliopsida; Asterales; Asteraceae. The record is from RefSeq and is a predicted model, not a curated record. Gene Ontology annotation, cellular component: Golgi apparatus; COPII-coated ER to Golgi transport vesicle; endoplasmic reticulum.